Molecule: messenger RNA, 891 nt
Organism: Temnothorax curvispinosus
Lineage: Eukaryota; Metazoa; Arthropoda; Insecta; Hymenoptera; Formicidae
Product: putative nuclease HARBI1
Exons: 2
Coding region: 1-579 (192 amino acids)
Source: RefSeq, a predicted model, not a curated record
AUGGGAAAAUCUACUGUUUUUAAUAUAAUUUUUGAAACAUGUACAGCAUUAUGGAAUAAAUUACGAGCAUCUGUUUUAGAAUUGCCAACAACUGAAGAUUGGAAAGGAAUUGGAAGAGGAUUUGAAUCUCAGUGGAAUUUUCCUAAUUGUAUUGGUGCAAUCGAUGGAAAACACAUUCCCAUACAGGCUUCCGCGGGUGCUGGUUCUGAAUAUUAUAAUUACAAAGGAUUUCAUAGUAAAGUGUUAUUGGCUAUAUGUGAUUAUCGUUACGCAUUUACGAUGUUGGAUAUUGAAGCUACUGGGCGCCAGAGCGACGGUGGUAUUUUCUCACGAUCGAAAAUGAGAAAAUAUUUUGAAGAAGACAGAAUGGGAGUGCCAAAUCCGGUAUCUGUAUUGGACAGUGAUAAUGUUCUUCACUUUGUUGCAGUUGGAGAUCAAGCAUUUUCCUUGACAACAUAUUUAAUGACACCUUAUUCUGAAAAUAACAAAUUGUCACUUGAUCAAAGAAUUUUCAACUACCGUUUAUCGAGAGCUCGAAGAAUUAUUGAAAAUACAUUUGGAAUUCUUACUGCAAAAUGAAGAAUACUUCGAAGAACAAUAGGCGCAAAUAUAGAAACAAUUGAAGCUAUUGUAAAAGCAACGAUAUGUCUCCAUAAUUAUUUAAUAAAAAAGGAAGAGUCGACAUAUUUUUGCAAGUCAGUGGUAGAUAGAGAAACAAGAAAUGGAGAUGUAAUUCUAGGUAUUUGACGAAAUGAUACAUCUGAAAAUAAUUUAUUUCAAAAUUUAAAUCAACCAAAUCAAGCAGUAUUAAGUCGAGAAGCUUUACAAGUACGAAAAAAGUUCACAAAGUUUUUCGCCAAUGAAGAAGUAGUACCUUGGCAAUUUCGCCAA